This is a messenger RNA of Bemisia tabaci, 1215 nucleotides long. RefSeq names its product mitochondrial ribosomal protein S34 (gene mRpS34). The record is from RefSeq and is a predicted model, not a curated record. Gene Ontology annotation, cellular component: mitochondrion. Gene Ontology annotation, molecular function: structural constituent of ribosome. Lineage: Eukaryota; Metazoa; Arthropoda; Insecta; Hemiptera; Aleyrodidae.
AUCAGACCAUUUCGGGCUUUGCAAAGGUUUCAUUAGUUCAUUCCUGCCUGUGUCUACAGUUUUCUUGAACUUCUUAUAACAAUUAUCUUGUGAUAGGUUUUGGAAAUCUUUUGAACCUUAAUAACAACAACAGUCGUCCUUUAGCUCUCCAUUACAUAAAUUUGGUCCACCCUCAAGUCCUCGCUCACUGUGUCCGUUUGUAUAUCAUUACAAUCGAAUUUAUCUACUCUCUCUUUCUUUUAAAGUGAAUUCAUAAUGUAGAGAGACAACUUGAAUUUGUUUGUCAGUGUGACUGCACAUUCUAGUGCCCUGUGAUAAGUACACCUCUGAAUCUACUUUUUGGCGAACACUAAAAAUGCCGUACAUCUACAUUGGACGUAAAACGACACAUGUCGGUAAGACACUGUGGCAACUUCUGGGUAAUUUAAAGGACUAUGGAGUCGGCAGAUUGAUAAUCAGAGGUUCUCAACAGCGUUAUGAAGAACCAUGUUUUCUUAGGAUAGCUCGAGUAUUCCCACAGUUUCACGAGCCUGAAGAUGAGCCGAGAAAAGUAGCAGUGUGGGCUGAAAAUGUUUUUCGGGGCAACAGAUACCCAGAUCUUGUUCAGAUUAUGCGUGUAACCAGAAAGCAUGACUUUCAGUUAGUACCCAAAGAAGACGAGGAUCGUCUCUAUGAAUUGGCAAAAGUUAAGAGGAAAACACCAAACGUAGUCCCAAACAAGCGCUGUGUGCCACCUUUGUUGAAGGAACUCUUGCUUAGAGAAGCAGUUGCUGAAAGUAAAAAGAUAGAAGAACCAGAAUUGAAGCUCAAUUUACGCAAAUCGAAAAAUAACGAUGCCAGAGAAGAUCCCACUUUACCAGCAACAGAAGGUCUUGGCACCCCACCCGCAGAGGCCGCAUGUCUAUACACCAAUAUUGAUACAUAUUUUCAAGCCAGGCAAGCUGGGACAACACACCCAAAGUUUCCGUAUAAUCGCAGUGGUAAAUUAAAUGGUUAGAUUGAUAUGAUUUUUUUUCCUUAACUUUCAGUCAGGAAAAAUGCAUAUAUUUUCAUGCGAGAUCUUGGGUUCUUUCAUUAUGCUUAGCAUGAGAAUAUUAAGUUUUGUUGCGCAAAGUAGCUCAACCUACAGAAUUUUUUUCUUUUUUGAUUGUGCUGGCAUUGAUACAGUGGUACAUGAAUGAUUUUAUUAUUAAAUUGUUUUUUAAUUGACUAAAA